AUGGGGUCAUCUUCUACCAACAGGGAACCUAGGGGAUCAUCUUCUAGCAACAGGCAACCCACGGGGUCAUCUUCUACCGAGAUGCAACCUAGGGGGUCAUCUUCUACCAACAAGGAACCUAGGGGAUCAUCUUCUACCAACAGGCAACCCACGGGGUCAUCUUCUACCGAGAGGCAACCUAGGGGGUCAUCUUCUACCAACAAGCAACCCACGGGGUCAUCUUCUGCCGAGAGGCAACCUAGGGGGUCAUCUUCUACCAACAAGCAACCUAGGGGGAGUAGUGGUUCCCAUCCCAUGUACACCACCGAUGAUUCUGGUACUACUCGACGACAGAUCAAUCACAAUAAUAAGGAGCAGGCUAGUUCUGGUGAACAGACUACUACACGAAAUCAGGAAACCGUUGCUCUCUUUAACACCAAUGCUUCUCAAAGCAGUGGCAGCAGUUCAAAGACAUCUGUUGCUGCAGAAUUGUUAAUAAGAAGGGACACUGUUAGUCACUCUUCUGGCCAACCCACUACUGCAGGACAUCGCAAAACCGUUGCUCUCUUUGGCAGCAGUGAUGCUCAAAGCACAACUACUGCAGGACAUCGCAAAACCGUUGCUCUCUUUGGCAGCAGUGAUAGCAGCAGUUCCGGGCAGCAUAAGCCAUCGUCGUACUCGUCAUAUCAACCCAGUACUUCUGCAAACUCUCCCAGCCACAAAAAUUUUAACACGAAUACCCAAAACUUUGCCGCAGCAUCAUUACUAAGUAGGGAGACUUAUAGUUUCUCUUCUGGUGAACCCACUUCUGCAGGAAAUCACCGCGCCAUUGCUCCCUUUGGCAGCAGUAGUUAUCGAAGCACUGGCAGCAGUCCCAGCAAGAAACAGCCGUAG
Messenger RNA from Sesamum indicum (sesame), 873 nucleotides. NCBI's taxonomy places the organism in Eukaryota, Viridiplantae, Streptophyta, Magnoliopsida, Lamiales, Pedaliaceae. The record is from RefSeq and is a predicted model, not a curated record.